Molecule: messenger RNA, 2919 nt
Organism: Drosophila obscura
Lineage: Eukaryota; Metazoa; Arthropoda; Insecta; Diptera; Drosophilidae
Product: ATR-interacting protein mus304
Exons: 4
Coding region: 300-2843 (847 amino acids)
Biological process (GO): DNA damage checkpoint signaling; DNA repair
Source: RefSeq, a predicted model, not a curated record
UUAACCCAUUUUGCACCCGUCCACGAAAGUGAUAGAACUUGAAGAAUUUCAGCCCAGUUCAGGUGCAUAUUUUCUUGACAAUUUUGUAGGCAAAGAUAAUGGAUUAUAUCUAUGCAUCUACAAGGAGAAUUUACAAAAUAAAUGUAUUUCCGUGGUUUCCUUAAGUUUUUCAUCUACCUAAAUAGAGCGGUUUUAAUGAUGGGUCAUGUGGGUGUUAACUCUAGAACGUUGUCGUAGUUUUUCAAAACAAAAACGAAAUGUAACCAAAAAGCGGGACAUAUUAAACAAUAAACGAGAACAUGGCUUCUAAGCGCUUCGGGGCCAUGAAGGAUAUCGCGAGAGCCAAAAAGCCGCGUCUCGAUGUGAGCGUUGCCCGGUCAUCGUCCCGGCCCAGUCCACCACGCAGCAUAAUCGACUGGGACCAUUGGGACGACGACGACGAUGUCAUCCUGAUGGCCACCCAGCUGGCGGAAGCCGAGAUUGAGGCGGAGGCCAAGCGCAAGGCGGACGCAACGAACGUGGCGGCUGGCGACGUCACAUUCAGCGAGUUUGCGCCGCUGCGAGGCACCACCAGCACCCAGCAGAUGUUUCCACCCGCAGCGCCGCCGAAGCAGAAGACUUCGAGCAUCGACAUGGAUGCCAUAUUCGGGGACGAUGAUGAGUUCGAAUUCCUGGCCGUGGCCCUCACAGAUGAUGUGCCACGGCCCGAGCCCCCGCCACUGCCAACAGUUGGCACGACCCAAAAAACGACGACGAAAAGCAUCACCAUACAGCAGACGAUGACACAGACUACGGCGACCCAAUCGCGUCAGCAAGAGCACCAGAUAAAGUUCCUACUGGAUCGCAUCGAAGCCCUGAAGAAGGACAAUUCCAAGCUGCAACACGAUCUGGGCGACAGCAACGAGCGCACGGAGCUCAAGUCGGGAGAGGUCAGUCUGCUGCGGGACGAGCUGAGGUAUGUGCGCCAGCAGCUGCAGGCCAGCAAAAUGGAGAAGAUGGCGCUGGCCGACGAGACCAACAGGGACUGCAACAAGAAGGUGGCCGAGGCGGUCAAGCAGAUCGCGGCAAAGGAUAUCGAGCUAAAGAUAAAAAACGCCGAGAACACCAAGCUGAGGAUCCAGCAGCAGGCCCGCAAUGCACACGAUAGGACCAUGAACAUGAACAUGAGCAUCAGUACGCUGCCGGCCGCCCCCAAUCCCGCGGUGCAGCGCACUCUGCUGCGCCUCCACAAACUGAAUAUCCACCAGGCCGUGCCCAGGCUGCGGGCGAACAAUGCCAGCGUCUACGAGUACAACGAGCAGCAGGGCAAGAAGCAGGGUACUCUGUUCGAGGUGGAGCUCAAGCAGCUGCUUCUCAGCUACGCGCAGCUGCAAUCGCAGCCGGAAUCUGUGGACAGCCUCGUCCAGCGCAUCGUCUCCUCUGUGUGCAAGGUGUUCUCGGAGUUCGCCUCGUAUGCCCAGAGCCUGCAGUUCCCCCACAACUGCAUGUUGUAUCCCCACAAUCCCUAUAUGCUGCACUCGCAUCACAGCGCCAGCGUCCACUCCCUCUCCCAGCCUGGGGCUCUGUACGCCAAGGAGCGGGCAAUGAUCCUGCGUCGCUACAUGGCCACAUUGGCGCUGAUCUGCAGGCAGCAGGGCAAGAUUGCACGGGCCCUGCUCAGGCAGCGGCACAACGAUCUCUGGCUGCUGGAGCUGGCCAUCGAUGCGAUUGUCAAGCUGGGCUUCUCCUACGAGGUCAGCGAGCACUUUGGUCUGCUCGAGGCCACAGCCUCGCUGCUGCACAGCCUCCUGCGGGAGCAGCAGCACGAGGAGGAGCGCGUGGAAGAGCUUUUGGUUGAGCUGCUCAAGCAGCUGGUCUUCACCCGGCCCAGUCCCUGGGUCUUUGGCGAACUGAGCGCCUGCCUGCUGGCCUGCCUCCAGCGGCCGCCGCUGCUGGCGCGUCUGUGCGUUAACAGUCCAAGGAGCUGCUUCAUCUCGGACCGUGUGCGCUCCGUCUAUCGGUUCGGACCCAGCUCCUGCCUGCUGCAGGUCUACGCGGGCCUUCUGGAGCUGUGCUUCUUCAGCGAGACCGCGCUGCAGGCGUCCCAUUUCCAGCUGCUGCUAUCCAUUGGCGGCAACCAUGUGCGCUUCGCCUUCGAGUGCUUCAAGAAUCCGCCCCACUUUAUACUGGAAAUGCUGCCGUACUUUGCCGAAGACGAGGAGGCGGAAGCCAACGAGGAAACACUGGCCAACAAGCUGAGCAGCAGCUCCACAGCAGCGGUGCAUGGCUCGGCCUCAAAUGGAUCCUGCACGCUGACUGCCUCAGACUCAAACUCAAACUCCAACUCCAACUCUGGCUCCUCCCGCACCAAUUGCGAGUGCUAUGUGAAGCUCUGCCUCAGCGUGGUCACGCUUGUCUUCCAGAUGAUGCAUCAGUGGAUGCUGCAUCAGAGGAAAGCAGGUACCGAGCAAGUGGGGGCAAUGUCUCGUAUAGCGGUGCACCUGCUGACACUGAUCUUUCAUGAGUACUACCUGACCUGCCUGUUCCGUGACUCCGAGGAGACAACGAAACACUAUCUCAGCCUCAUCUGCAACUGGUGGAGCGAGCAUUCGACGCUGCUCGGAUUCCAGCCCAUACAUUUGCGCUUGCUAAGUCAGCUGGAGAAAUCCCAUUUCAUGCUCAAGCCGCUGCACCAGGAGGCGAAUCACAGCAAUCCGAGCAACGAUCUGGCCGAGUGGACACGCAUUAUCAACGAUGCGGAUGCCCGUACCGAAAACGUCGCUCCGAAUGCUCUUGAUGCGUCUAAACUCCUCGAAACCGACUUCUUUGGCGGCCUCAAGCGAGUGGAUUACACAUUUGAAUAGUCUGUAUUUAUUUAGUUUGUAAGUUAUUGUAUUGUAAUGGAUAGUCCUAAUAUAUCAAUUAGAGCUGUACUAGCUC